AUAUCAACAACCAGGAGCUUUGGGAGGAAAUGCUCAACUCCAAAGGAUUAACAGUGGUUGAUGUCUACCAAAACUGGUGUGGACCUUGUAAACCUGUGGUCAGUCUUUUCAGGAAAAUAAAACUUGAAGUUGGAGAUGACCUUCACUUUGCCACGGCAGAAGCAGACUCUCUUGAUAUUUUGGAGAAAUACCGGGGAAAGUGUGAACCUACCUUUCUUUUUUAUGCAGGUGGAGAAUUAGUGGCUGUGGUAAGAGGAGCAAAUGGACCAUUACUGCACAAAACUAUUCUAGAUCAGCUGGAUGCAGAGAAUAAGGUUUUGGAACAAGGCAUUGAACGGAAAGUGAUUAAAGAUGCAGCUCUUUCCAUUGAAGAAGAAAGUGUUUCCCAAGAUCAGGAGUAUGGAGAGGAAGAUGAAGUAGUGUUACUUGAAAAAUCCUGCACACUGGCAAUUAUAAAACCAGAUGCUGUGGCCCAUGGGAAGGUGGACGACAUCAUCCUGAAGGUUCAGGAAGCUGGGUUUGAAAUUUUAACUAAUGAAGAACGAAUCAUGACAGAGGCUGAAACAAGAUAUCUAUACCAAAAAAGAUCUGAAGAGGAAAUAUUUGAAAAGCUAGUUCAGCACAUGUCCGAUGGACCAUGCCGGUUACUCAUAAUCUCAUGGCCUGAAAAUGAUAAAGACGUAGUUGCUGCCUGGAGAGACUUCAUUGGUCCAAGUGAUAUUGAAGUUGCCAAGAGGGAAAAUCCUGAAAGUCUCCGGGCUCAGUAUGGCACAAUAAUGCCAUUUAAUGCUGUCCAUGGCAGUGAAAACAGAGAACAAGCAAACAGAGAGAUUGAAUUUUUUUUCCCAAAUUUUAAAAUUUCAGGUAAGGAUACAGAUUCAGUAUAAAGUAAUUAAUUGCAGAAAACUUUUGCCUUUAGUCAAUGUGAAAGAGAAAGCAGGUGUUCUAAUAUUAAAUAUCUAGUAACUAAUUUAAGUAUAGGAAGGAAGGAAUGGA
Molecule: messenger RNA, 996 nt
Organism: Sarcophilus harrisii (Tasmanian devil)
Lineage: Eukaryota; Metazoa; Chordata; Mammalia; Dasyuromorphia; Dasyuridae
Gene: NME9
Product: NME/NM23 family member 9
Exons: 9
Coding region: 30-887 (285 amino acids)
Biological process (GO): GTP biosynthetic process; CTP biosynthetic process; UTP biosynthetic process
Molecular function (GO): nucleoside diphosphate kinase activity
Source: RefSeq, a predicted model, not a curated record